CGCACCCGACCGUUUCUCCUCCUGAUGGACGGUCUUCCUCCUCGCUCGAGAGCCUCCACCGCAGGGUGCUCCUCCUGGGUAAAUGGGAGGAAGAUAUCCUCACAUGCUUUUGAUCCUCUUAUUUCUUCAUGGAACCAAUGCUGCUCUAGAUGCUCCAGUACCGAAAUGGCAGACUCUGGAAGGUCGUCCUCCUCUAGUCAUUGCUCAUGCUGGGUUCUCUGGCUUAUUUCCUGACUCAAGCCAGCUAGCUUACCAGGUUGCAAUGGCAACUAGCUUGCAUGAUGUCAUUCUGCACUGCGAUCUGCAAUUGUCCAGUGAUGCUAUAGGCUUCUGCAAAACUGGCUUGAGGCUUGACAAGUCAACACUAAUUGCCGAAAUUUUCCCUAAGAGGGACAAAACAUACAAGGUGGGUGCAGAAGAUGUGCAUGGAUGGUUUUCUGUGGAUUUCACCGCCGACGAGCUGUCUCACAACGUCACAUUGAUGCAGAGUAUAUUUUCUCGCCCAAGCACAUUUGAUGGCAGCAUGGGAAUGUAUACGCUUGAUGAUGUGGCCGAACUCCGCCCCCAGCAGAUUUGGGUUAAUGUAGAGUUCGACAGUUUUUUUAAGGACCACAAAUUAAGUACCGAAGAUUACCUAUUAGGAUUACCAAAAGAAUAUCCUAUCACUUACAUAUCCUCACCAGAUAUUUCAUUCUUGGAAAGUAUCAGUGGAAAGCUUAAGGGCAAGACUAAGAUAAUUUUGCGGUGUCUCUAUGAAAAUGUUACUGAGACUACUGUUAAGAAAAAAUAUGGAGAAAUUGUGAAAGAUCUGAAAUCCAUUAAGGCCUUUGCAUCAGGAAUUAUGGUCCCCAGGAAUUAUAUUUGGCCAUUGAAUCAUGAACAGUACUUGCUGCCACCUACUAGUUUAGUCAAAGAUGCACAUGCCCUAGGGCUGGAAGUGUAUGCAGCAGGGUUUGCCAAUGAUGUAUUUACGAGUUACAACUACAGCUAUGAUCCUGCCACAGAAUACUUGCAGUUCAUAGACAAUUCAGACUUCUGUGUAGACGGUGUGCUAACAGACUUCCCGCCCACUGCAUCAGGAGCUAUCGCGUGCUUGGCACAUACCAAGGGAAAUGUUCUUCGCCCUACUGAUGACGGAGAGAGGCCAUUCAUUAUAACACACAAUGGUGCAAGUGGUGUCUUCCCAGGCUGCACGGACCUUGCCUACCAACAAGCAGUGAAAGAUGGUGCAGACAUAAUUGAUUGCCCGGUUCGGAUGUCAAAAGAUGGUGUGGCCUUUUGCUUGGCAUCUGCAGAUCUCACCAGCAGCACGACUGCGGCAACCACUUUCAUGACAAAAGUUGUUACUAUCAAUGAAAUACAGAAUAAAUCUGGCAUUUUCUCAUUUGAUCUCUCAUGGAGCGAGAUCCAAAGCGUGAAGCCCGAUCUUAUUGGUCCAUAUGCUCCGGUAGGCCUGAAAAGAAAUCCUGCAGUGAAGAAUGCUGGCAAAUUCUUGACUUUGACCGAAUUCCUUGACUUCGCCAAGACCAGCAAUGUCUCUGGUAUAAUGAUCGAGAUAGAGCAUGCUUCAUACCUUGCUACCAGAGGUCUUGGCGUGGUAGAUGCAGUCACCAAGUCACUGGUUAAUGCGAGCUACGACAAGGAGGACAAGCAGCAUGUGCUCAUCCAGUCGGAUGACUCCUCGGUGCUUUCAGCGUUCAAGAACUUCCCAACUUUCCAGCGGGUCUUGGUUGUUCACUCCGUAAUAAGUGAUGCUUCUAAGCCUUCAAUCGAUGAGAUCAAGGAGUUUGCGCAUGCAGUGAGCGUGACCCGCACUUCUCUUGUUGAGGUCAAUGGCUUUUUCCUGACAGGGUUCACCAAUUUGGUGGAAAGGCUGCAUGCUGCAAACAUCAGCGUGUAUGCUGGUGUGCUCAAGAAUGAGUUCAUGAACCUUGGGUUCGACUAUUGGGCUGACCCAAUGAUGGAGAUCGCUACAUACUCUGCAUCACUGGCGGUCGAUGGGCUUGUGACUGAGUUCCCAGCCACUGCAAUUGCAUACUUCAAGAGCCCAUGCAGUGAUCUGACCCUGAACCUGAGCUACACAAUCCUGCCCGCAGAACCUGGUUCUCUGGUCAGCCAGGUGCCCCCUGGUGCGCUGCCUCCCGCACUCCCGCCAGCACCCGUGUUGGAACCCGCCGAUGUUCUUGAUCCGCCGCUGCCGCCAGUCUCCGUGAGCAGCCCUCCAGAAGCGACACCGAAAGCAGCUGAUGACAGCGCCUCUGCAGCGAGCUCCAAUGUCAGCAAUUACCUUCUGGUGGUUGGCAUUGCUGCCUUCUUGUCCUUGAGUUUCCAUUGAUCCUUUCUCCUUGACUGGCAUUGUACUACCACAUGUUCUUUAUGUUUCCUCCUCUUGAACAUACUCCCCCCGAUCCUAAAUUGUUGUCGAAAUAUUACAUGUAUCUAGACACUUUUUAAGUAUAGAUAUAUCUAUAUUUGGACAAAUUUGAGUCAAGAAUUUAGGAUCUUCUGUAACAUAUUGUUAUUUAAAAUAGAUAUAUUCUCUUGAAACCUGCACAUAAAAUACAUAUCAGAAAUUCUUACCUGCU
Messenger RNA from Brachypodium distachyon (stiff brome), 2585 nucleotides. RefSeq names its product glycerophosphodiester phosphodiesterase GDPDL7. The record is from RefSeq and is a predicted model, not a curated record. The transcript has 10 exons. Gene Ontology annotation, molecular function: glycerophosphodiester phosphodiesterase activity. Gene Ontology annotation, biological process: lipid metabolic process. NCBI's taxonomy places the organism in Eukaryota, Viridiplantae, Streptophyta, Magnoliopsida, Poales, Poaceae. Bases 83 to 2335 code for a protein of 750 amino acids.